This is a messenger RNA of Electrophorus electricus (electric eel), 2779 nucleotides long. RefSeq names its product ETAA1 activator of ATR kinase a (gene etaa1a). Lineage: Eukaryota; Metazoa; Chordata; Actinopteri; Gymnotiformes; Gymnotidae. The record is from RefSeq and is a predicted model, not a curated record. Gene Ontology annotation, molecular function: protein serine/threonine kinase activator activity. Gene Ontology annotation, biological process: positive regulation of protein serine/threonine kinase activity; DNA damage response; regulation of DNA damage checkpoint. Gene Ontology annotation, cellular component: nuclear replication fork.
AUGAAUGACAGAAGGAAUUUCAGUUCUAAUCCAGAAGAACGUGAUCAAUCUGAAUUUUCACGAAUUGCCCAAAGCAAAGCAAAAAUAAACAGGCUGAAGAGAAGUCCGAGGCCAAGUCACCCACAGUCUCAGAAACCGCCCUAUAGUACGGGUAAAACAGAACUGAAAACACCGACACGUCUGACAACAAACAGAUUCACAAACUGGACCACCAUCGACUCUCCUAAUAAUGAUGCCGAGUUUCAACAAGAUAUCAUCUGGGAUCCAACAUCACCAGCGGCUCCUUUUAGAAAUGGACGCAGCCGAAGGAGAGCUACAAACCUCACACCGGUGGACGUAUUAGACAUUGCCAGACGGAUAGCGCCAAAGAGCAGGAGACCUGAGGAAGCAGAGUCAUCUUUGCUACAGUGGAUCGGGGACAGCGCUAUUCCAUGUACUCCAGAGGUUCGGGAGCCCACACCCAGACCCAAAUCAAGAAGGCAAAACGUUGUGGACGACCUGCUGAAGUUGGCAAAGCAGUUCGAUUUCAACAUGAUCCAAGCGGAAGAAGCCCUGCUCCAGCCCAGACAGCAGCGCUCGGAGCAAGUUAUGGAUGUUAUGGACAAGGACCAGGAGUUGUUUUGUGAGGAGAACUACUCACGAGCUCUGCCUCAGGCUGGCAAUCCCAAAGUUGAGAGAGCCCCGUUGCUUUUGGAGGAGGGUGACGAUACAGUGGACGAUGCAGCCCUCAUUCAGGAAAUGGAGGAUGAUCUGGACUUGCUCUUUGAUUGUUCAACGCUGGAGGCCAGUGGUUACCUCAGCCAGGGUUUAAGUGGACAGUGUCAGAACGUAGCUGAAAGCACACAGGAUGCAGCCAUGGGUGUGACUCUUACUGCUACGCAGGGCAAAGACACUGUGGUUAAUGUGUCUCUUCCCGGAGAGGUGCUGUGUAAGAGCGGUCACCGAGGUCUCGCUCCUGUAGUGGGCGGUGACUCGGCAGCAGAUGCUGCUAAGGUACUUGUCACUGCAUUGCCGCUUAGCAACAGCAGACCAGGUGUGAGCUCAGCACAUGACUUUGAGGACGACUGGAGCAACGACGACUUGUUGGACGACUCACUGCUGUUUGAGAUGACGCAAAACCCUGAACUCUUCUCCGCGCCUCAACGCAGCUCCACACAGAAACAGGUGAACAGAAACAAAGAUGGCACUUUCUUCAAGAAUACAAACAGCAAAGUGACAAAUGGAUCUCACCACCAGCAAGCUGGUAACAAUGUGAAGUUUGACAGCUCACAAGGACUAAACCAGAGGCUCAAAAGCAGGCAGACCUUUCAGAUGGACCCUCACCCUGCCCAACAGUGUCAUCAGUUGCCUAGCAAUGGGAAUAUUUUAGGAAGAGAAGUGCUUGUGGAGAGCAAUCAGCAAAGGCGGAUUACUGCCUCCAACGAAGUUCCGUCGGUUUUUUCAGGCACAAGGAUCUGGAAUCCAAGCCAGUGUCAACGCAGCGUAUUCAGAGUUGGUGACCAACCCCAGGCGCAACGGCCAUCAGGAACAACCAAUGUUUCCUCCACUUCAGCUGAAGACGUAAAUAAAACCUGGUUGGUUUCUAGCAGCUUUGGUUCAUCAGGAUGUGUUGCGUCUGCUCCAUCUGGAUUCUGGCAUGAUAAGGUCGCCAAGGUCAACGAGGAGAAAAACCACCCGAUCACCAAAGGCGACGGCCUCGCCGACAUCGCAGAUGAUGACCUGGACUCCAUCUUUGCAUCUGACGAUAUCUGGGAUGAUGGGGCGGACGACGACGACCUGCUCUGCGAAGCAUGUGAAAAAGUGGAAGAAUCCACAGCCGACCUAGACCCUCUGGAGACUCCUGUAGCGAAGUCCAGAAUGGACAACAGCCGUGUGCAGGGCGGGGUGUUUGUCUCAGCCAUGACGACCGGUCAAAGUGCCAUCACUAAUGUGACGCGACCUAAAUGGGAGAACCUGUUUGUCCGACCGAACACGCCUAACAGGACCACGUCACUAGAGAAUACAGUGGACAACAGCAUGGUUGCACCAUCCAGUGGUUCAACUAAAGGGCCGUACAGGUUCACCCAUGUUAAAAGCACGUCAGGCAUGAGUAGCACGCCUGGUAGUACUGCGCUGCUGCAGCAGCAGGUUUGCAAAAGGGGCGUGGCCACUUCGCCUCAAUCAUCUCCAAGGGUUCCAGAUGACCAUCAUUUCAAAAAGCCUUAUAGUACCUUUAACAAUACACCUUUGUCCAGAGACAUCAGUCAGAAGAAGGUGGUGACAGUUGGGAGGUGUAGUGAUGCUGAGAUUGAAAAGAAGAAGCAGCAAGCCAUGGAAAGGCGGAGACUCCGGAUGAUGGCCAAUCAGAACCUUGGAGCACCUACAUGAUGUCACAGCACCACGAAGAUGCACAACAGACAGACUUCUGUUUAGUGUGUCAACACUGCAUUGUGCUGUUGCAGCAGCAUUGAACUCAUGAUCAGUUGUGUUUUCCUGAAUGGAGAGGUUGACACACGAAUCUCAAUAUGUGCUUGUUAUCAAAACUCAUUCUGCUCAGGACAUCACACACUUUAGCUAGAGAAAAGUGGGAUUAUUUGAAAAUUUGGCUAUAUAUUUUUUUCUUCCUUUUGCAACUCAGUUUAUUAGCCCCUGUUGUUCUUGGUUGACUUUGCUGUUCAGGUGAAACAUUUCUCCGGUUCCAAGUGUAAUUUUUCGGAGGUUGUGAAUUUUUAAUUUCUUUCAGUGCCUUUGAGCAAUGUUUGUUCCUGUGUAUAUAUACAAAAAUAAAUAAGAGCUGCAA